Cooperia oncophora is the source of this 802-nucleotide messenger RNA. The record is from the annotation of a GenBank genome assembly. Lineage: Eukaryota; Metazoa; Nematoda; Chromadorea; Rhabditida; Trichostrongylidae.
AUGUAUUACGCUGAUAACUCCCCGUCAAUUGGGGCAGAAAUGUGUGUGAAUUUGUUGGAUCUGUUAAGUCGAACAUAUGUAUUUACAAAUGGCUCGAAAAUGUACAUAUGCUUCUCAAAAAGAUGUAGAAAGCAGCUGGCUUUUGACGGGCAUCUUUACAACAUAAAUGGAUUUCUGAAUCCGGAUAAUUGGAACCUUUGGCGAUGUGCGAAUACGGCAUGUAGAGGGACAAUUCGCACGUCUCGUAAUCUAACAGAACUACGUGUUCGAGAUGCACAUUCCGCUUGUUGUCGUCCAGAUGACAUCCAGAUCAGAUUGCGAAUUACCGUAUACGAUCUCAGAUUAAUAGCAGAGUUUACCGAUAUACCUCUCGACGCCCUUUAUCAUGCAUAUCUUGAUAAGGUGAUGAAUGAGCAUACGGAUAUUGUACACCUCUUCCCGUCUUUCGAAACUCUUCGCUCUAGUCUUGAAGAUCAUCGGGCUAAUCUUAUAUAUCGUAAAAGAUUCGCCAACGAAUCACGCGGAACCAUUCCUCAAACCACAAACUUGAAUCCACGACCAAUUAGCGAUAGCAAUCGUACGGUAAAAUUUCGACCAACGAAACCGUUUCCUCCGACCAUGUGCAUGAGCUGUAAUGCAAUAUUUGGAAGCACUCCAGAAGUUCCAUCACAAGACCAGUUACUGGAACAUAUGUUUUUUGAUCACAACAGAAGAACAUCUGUCAUAAACCGAUUUACAUUUGAUGAUCCUGGAUCAUUUGAGCAAUGGAUUCGUGAACUACAGUAUCACAGCAAGUACCGUA